Molecule: messenger RNA, 2738 nt
Organism: Syzygium oleosum
Lineage: Eukaryota; Viridiplantae; Streptophyta; Magnoliopsida; Myrtales; Myrtaceae
Product: probable ADP-ribosylation factor GTPase-activating protein AGD14
Exons: 13
Coding region: 399-2516 (705 amino acids)
Molecular function (GO): GTPase activator activity
Source: RefSeq, a predicted model, not a curated record
CACAACGUACGGGCUCUCUCUCUCUCUCUCAUCAUUAUCGUGCUCGAGAGCGGAUUCCGAGUUCGUCCCCGUUCCUCCAUUGCAGCGCCCUCGAGAAAUCCGCACCCCCACCCACCUCGAACCCUAGCCCUCCUCCGCCUCCGAUCGCCGGCGGCCGCUCGUCUCCGAUUUUUUUUUUUUUUGGAGGGGGGGGGGGAUUUCGUCGUGCGAUUGCUGCGCUUCGUCCGCGGAGAAUCUCGAGCUUCGUCGAUCUCGGUUUGAUUUUGACUGGGUUCGUCGGGAUCUCCGAGGGGAUUCGGUUCGAAUUUUGGCGAGGUCUAGGGUUUGGGAAUUUGAAAAUUUUUCUCGUUGAUUUUUCGGGAGGGGGUGGUCUUGUCGGGAGUGAUUUGGUCGAGGAAAUGGGGAGCAGGAGGGAAGAGGAGCGGAACGAGAAGAUCAUCCGAGGUCUCAUGAAGCUGCCCCCGAAUCGGAGAUGCAUCGACUGCAACAGCUUGGGUCCCCAGUAUGUUUGCACAAACUUUUGGACUUUCGUCUGCACGACUUGCGGCGGGAUACACCGCGAGUUUACUCAUCGUGUAAAAUCUGUCUCCAUGGCGAAGUUCACUUCCCAAGAGGUUGAAGCGCUUCAAAAUGGUGGUAAUCAGCGCGCAAGGGAAAUGUAUUUGAAGGAUUGGGAUUCACAAAGACAGAGAUUGCCUGAUAGCAGCAACGUUGAUAAGGUUCGGGAGUUCAUAAAGUCUGUAUAUGUGGAUCGUAGAUAUGCUGGAGGAAAAAACUCUGACAAGCCUCCAAGAGAUUUGCAGAGCUCGAGAAGCCUGGAGGACGAGACGAGGCGUGCCAGCUCUUAUCAUUCUUACUCUCAGAGUCCACCCUAUGACUACCAAUAUGAAGAACGACGGUAUGGCAGGCAAGGUGCCUCUCUCACAAGAAAACCUGGUUCAGAUAGAGGCCUGUAUGAAGGGAAAAUCUCCAGUCUGAUCUACAGUCCAGGACGUUUAAGUGAGCGUACGCAUGAGGAUAGAUUUGCAAAUGAAGGUUCUGCUCCCAGGGUCUCAGAUUAUUCUGUUUCUAGUGGAGGUGAUCCAUUCAGAUCUGGUGCUCAGUCCCCAAAUUUUCGGAAGGACAGUGAAUUUGGUAGCCCACAGAGACACCUUUCGAGAGAUUUUUCAGGGGAUAAUCUGAGUCGUCAAACGUCAAAUACAUCUCGAGAGGCAUAUGUCCGGAGAGAUGCCAAUGGGAUACCCCAUCCUCAGAGAACUGCAUCAUCAGGAAGCUUUGGUUCAUUCGAUAGCAACUCUGUGUCUCUCCAGUCAUUUAAUUCAGGUAGUUUAGCGGAUUUGAUAUCUGAGCCUGAGAUUUCUGGGAAUCACCCAGACAAAAUGCCUACUUUUCCAGUGUCGACUGUUUCUGGAAGUUCAAGUAACGUAGACCUAUUCAAGUCACAACUGGCACCGGAACCAGUUUAUUCUGAAGCCUCAACUGUUUAUUUGUUCAAGGGAGCUGCCACAUCGACAGCUCCAUCUCUAGAUCUUUUUCAAUUAACCCCAACACAUGCAACUUCAUCUACAUUACAACAUCAGACUCCCCAAGCAUCUCUAUCUACGUCUUUGGAUUUGUUUGCUGAUUUUCCGCAGCAUCAAUCAGAUGCGACCUUGGAUAGCAGGGUAUCUGAGCUGUCAAAGCCCAAAAAUGAAGGAUGGGCGACAUUUGAUUCUCCUAAUCCCACUCUAUCUGCACUAGGGACUAGCAAUUCAACUCCUGCCUUAAUUUCUAGUGAUGGAGGUUCCAAGAAAUUUGUUCCCUUUUCAUCUUUCAAUCCAAACAUGGAUUGGCAUCUAUCUCAACAAACUAGCUCUCAAGAUCUUCCUUCAUCGGUACCAGAUCUGUGGCAUGUAGGUCUUGAGAAUAGUCAAGUGCCCACCACCGCAUCCAGCACUCAGCCAUGGAAUGCAUUUGGAGAAUCUGCUGAACACCUUCCUCCUGAAAGUGUUGAGCAAAAUAGUGGAACACAAGUAGUCACCUACCCUCCUCCAUCAAGUGUUGAUCAUCAGUACUUGGACUUAGAAGCUUCACAGGACUUGAAAGAUUUUGGGCUACCACUGUCCACAUCAUUUGCUGGACCUCCAGGUCAAAGUGCGCAGUCAAAUUUAGUCAUGGGGACGUCAUGCAACCCAUCAGUGCUCUCUCUUAUGGUGGAGACCUCAGCACACGGAUGUGCAACAGGCUAUAAAUCAACAAACCCAUUUGAUCUUCCAUAUGAUUCUGAUUUGGAACAAAGCAAUGGGUUCUUGGACAUGAGUUCAUUGCAAGCUGCACUGCCUAGUGCCCAUUUGUCAUCCACCUUACUUAAUGGUCUAAAUGAGUCUUGGUUUCCCCAGAAUCCAGUGACACCUUAUGUUCCAGCUGCUGCACAAGGUGGCCUAGCGUUCAUGACAGGGCAAGCACCAAGCUCUCAGAUACCGAAUGUCCCAACACAGGGGCCUGUUGCUUCUAUCGGAGGAAAUCCCUUUGCAUGAGCAUCUAUGCUGUGGAACCAAAUCCGCACCUGAGUGAUAGCAUUUCCACGAGCCUUUGUAUUUGUAGCUAGCUGUUUUUGCAGUGGGCAGGAAUGUGUAUUAGUGUCUUCUUUUCUUUUUUAGAUUUUAGAACAGUUGACUGCUGAUUCCUGUCAUCCUAUUUGCUGGUUCAUGAGAUCCUUUGUGCGAGAAAUCAAUCUAGUGCUGUUGUUAUAUUCGUUA